AGCUCUCUCCCUCCGCGCUUCCGAUCAGUUCACGACGACUCCAGGUCCAGGAGGGGCGCACUUGACUUUCCCCUCCUCCUCCUGCGAGCACCUUCCUCGCCUCGCUCUCAUGGCCUCAUCAGAGCCUAUAGAGUGCCAGUUCUGGUACAUGUUUGCAGAGCGCGCAAUUGGUCUUCUUCUUCAGCUUGUCUGAUUCCUGUUCCAGCGGUCCAGCCACUGUUUUUAUUUUCUUCAUCUUCUUCUUCUUUCUGUUUGAUUCUUCUUCUUCUCAGCGAUCCGUCUGUGACUGUGUGUCCUGUUUUAAUUCAGGUUGUGGCGCUGAGGGUGUCGAUUCACUGCCAAGGAUGCAAGAAGAAGGUGAAGAAGGUGCUCCAGAACAUCAGCGGCGUGUACCGAUGCGAAAUCGAUGCCCGGAGCAACAAGGUCGUGGCGACGGUCUCGACGGAGCUCGACCCCUACAUGCUGGUCGCCAAGCUGCGCAAGUCCGGCAAGCAGGCGGAGCUGUGGCCGGAGCAGCCGGUGCAGCAGCAGGAGCAGCCGGCACCAGUACCACCAGCUGAGAGCCAAAGGCAGGAGGAGCCCAAGAACAACCAGCCUGCGGAGCCGGGCCGACCCAGCGAACCUGCCGAGGAGCGCGGCGCCGCCGCCGACACGGCCGAGGCCGCCGCGGCGGAGCCGAGCAACCCGCUACCUUCGCCGCCGGAGCCCAAGCCGAGCGCCGGCGGAGGAGAGGCCCCGAAUCCGGCGGCCCAGGACAGCAAAGAAAACGCCAGCGCCGACGACGUCGGCGGCGGCGACGAUACGGCCGCGGCACCGGCACCGGCGCAGCAAGGACCCAGCGAGGCGAAGGGGAAAGCGAAAUCGAAGCAGCAUACGGCGGAGAUGGAGGAGAGGCAGCCCGUGGACGCCAGAGUGACUGUGGAGUACGACCACCGAGGCGUCGGUGGGGGCUACGUGAGCCGCAUGCCGCCGCCGGCAGUCAUGAGCUACAACCAGGUGCGCCCGAGCGUGAGCGCGUCCUACUACGCCCCCGCCCCGGCUCCGGCGCCGGCGCCGAUGCCGAUGGGGAGGCCCGGGCCGUCGCAGGGCUACAUCGACGAGCACUACACGCCGUCUUACAGCAGCAGUAGCAACAACUACUACUCCUCCAACCGGUCGCCGGCGUACGAGCCGUACUACUACAGCGCUCCGCAGCCGGCGCCGUAUAGCUACCAGUACCAGUACCAGCCGGCUUCUUCGUCCGAGGAUUACUACUACAGCGCGCCGCCGCAGAGGAGCGCCUUCUCGCCGCCGCGGGAGGGCUACGGCGACAUGUUCAACGACGAGAACGCCAAUUCUUGCACCGUCAUGUGAAGGGAGGAUGCAUGCAAACAUGGAAGUAGCUAGUUUACUUACAGUUCCUUAUUAAUCAAGCGACUCUCUCUAUAUAUAUAUAUAUAUAUUUGUGUGUGUUAGUAUAUUUUAGAACCAGUAAUUAAGUACGAGUAAGGAGAUGUAUUAAAAGCACUGUUCAGUCUUGAUGGCGCUGAAUAAGUUGAGAGCUCUGAGCUUGAAUGCUUGAUGCAUGUACCAACCGUGAUAGAUAGAGGAGAAUGUGAGGAUCUGAAUGAACAGCUCUGGUGUUCAUCACAGCAAAUUUUGUAAUGUAUGACAUGGUCAAAAUGGGGACUUCCAAUCUCUUCAACUUCUUCAUUCAUGUAAGAACUUUGUAUGUACACAGAACAUGAGCAAAGACACGAUCGAGCUGUUCUGUUUC
Molecule: messenger RNA, 1756 nt
Organism: Zea mays
Lineage: Eukaryota; Viridiplantae; Streptophyta; Magnoliopsida; Poales; Poaceae
Exons: 3
Coding region: 460-1353 (297 amino acids)
Molecular function (GO): metal ion binding
Source: RefSeq, a predicted model, not a curated record